AUGGACCCCCCGGACUCGGCCUCGAGGGUGUUCUGUAGCCGCAUCCUAAGCAUGGUGAAUGCGGACGAUGUCAGCGCCAUCAUCCUGGCCCAGAAGAACAUGCUGGACCGCUUUGAAAAGACCAACGAGAUGCUGCUCAACUUCAACAACCUGUCAAGUGCCCGCCUGCAGCAGAUGAACGAGCGCUUCCUGCACCACACAAGGACCCUGGUGGAGAUGAAGCGGGACUUGGACAGUAUCUUCCGCAGGAUCAGGACACUGAAAGGGAAGCUGGCCAGACAGCACCCAGAGGCCUUCAGCCACAUCCCAGAGGCAUCCCUCCUGGAGGACGAAGAUGAAGACCCCAUCCCGCCUAGCACCACCACCACCAUUGCCACCUCGGAACAGAGCACAGGCUCGUGUGACACCAGCCCCGACACCGUCUCCCCCUCCCUCAGCCCUGGCUUCGAGGACCUGUCCCAUGUCCGGCCUGGUUCCCCCGUCAUCAACGGUCGCAGCCAUACAGAUGACGAGGAGACGCCGGGCGAGUAG
Molecule: messenger RNA, 531 nt
Organism: Rangifer tarandus platyrhynchus (Svalbard reindeer)
Lineage: Eukaryota; Metazoa; Chordata; Mammalia; Artiodactyla; Cervidae
Source: the annotation of a GenBank genome assembly